Messenger RNA from Cryphonectria parasitica EP155, 1842 nucleotides. RefSeq lists its product as uncharacterized. The record is from RefSeq and is a predicted model, not a curated record. Gene Ontology annotation, biological process: protein phosphorylation. NCBI's taxonomy places the organism in Eukaryota, Fungi, Ascomycota, Sordariomycetes, Diaporthales, Cryphonectriaceae. Gene Ontology annotation, molecular function: ATP binding; protein kinase activity. Bases 1 to 1842 code for a protein of 613 amino acids. The transcript is spliced from 2 exons.
AUGGCAGACCCGGCCUCGUUUAUAGUUAGCACGACGCUCGGGGCUGCAGGUCUUCUUCUUGCCUUUCAGGGAGCUGUGGACGGCUUUAACACACUGACUGAGGUCUUCGCGUCAGAUACUGGCUUGCACUAUACGGCUCUUCAGUACCAGGUAGAGACCUUCAAAUUCAAGUUGUGGGGCGAGCAUUUCAAGAUCAAUGAUCCCAGCAACUGCCAGAUCCUUGACAUGCCUUAUGAGACGCAGGUCACGAUUGGACGCAUCCUGGCUGAGAUAUGGCGGAAGCAGGAGACGGCCGGCGACACGUUCCUUGGCACGUAUGACCUUCAGCGCUCAGUCCCCGCUGCCCAAGGGCCAGCAGCCGUCGACUUUAGCAAAGGCAUCCAGAAGCCGGCCAACUUCUGGAAGCGGCUAAAGUGGACCUUGAAGCACAGAGAGCAGUUCACAAGACUGCUGUCAGAUCUUGCCACACUCAACCAAAAUCUCUGGGACGUGGCCAAGCUGAGCGGCCUGGAUGCAAAGCACAUCAUCGACUCCAUUCUGCACGGCCUUGACGCUUUCUGCGAAAGGGUCAGACCCAAAGAGGUGGACGAGAAACAGAUCGCGACAUAUGUCUUUACACAAUGGGCCGAGUUUUGGGACAAAAACAAGCCUGAGGACCUGGACGUAGAGAAUAUGGUCGCACGAAUCACCGCCGGGGUGUCGGACCAGCUUGCGCUCACGUCUGCUCCGCAGGCCCUCAACACCCCAUCCUCCUUGGUGAAGUUGCUGGCCCAGGUCCGCGCCAUCCAAGCCAUGGACCUCUCCCAGGCCGCUGAGAAAGUAAAGCUCAUCACCAUCACCUCUGCCUCCUCGUCCCAUGUCCCACCGCCCCUCGAGGUCAAUGCCGACCCCGCCGACACCACUGGGCGGCAUCUUGGCCGCUACCUCGAGCCCGAGCCCGAGCCCUCGCUCUUACCAGCCACCAGAGUCCUCAUCGAGUACAAGACCGUCUCUUCCUCCUCGCCCGCCUGCGCUGCUAUCAUGCUGCGCAUCCGCGCCCUCGCCGGCCUGCUCUCUGCCACCUCACCCACCGCCUCCGCCUUCGCCUCCCUCCCCUGCCUCGCCCUUCUCGACGACGAAGCCUAUUCUGAGAGCAACAAGGGCGCCGCACAGCGCCUAGGCAUCGUGUACCGCCUACCGGCUGGCUCCGUAUCCGUGCCACGAUCGCUCUUGGAUACGAUCCGGACCGCGGCGCAGCACAAGACGCGGCCUGCGCUCGGGGAGCGAUUUCGGCUGGCGUACCGCUUAGCCAGCGCAGUAGGGCUGCUGCAUGCGGCAGGGUGGGUGCAUAAGGGGUUGAGGGGAGAUAAUGUUUUGCUUGGGCCUGCUGCGGACGGAGAGAAUGUUCGGGACGGCAGUGGCGUUGGGGUGCCGUACCUGGUCGGUUUCCAGUAUAGUCGGCCGGCAGGGGAUGAGUCGUUGGAGGGGCGGCCGGGAGGGGCAGCGGAGCUGGAUGUAUAUUACCAUCCAGAGGUAGGACAUGGGUGGACCAAGAUUAAGGAGGUGUAUAGUCUAGGUAUUGUGCUGCUGGAGGUGGCGUACUGGCGGCCGGCGUUUGAGGAGAGGUUUAGGAAGAUGAAGUUGCGCGAAAUUUCGAAGGCUUUAUGUAAUGACUUGGAUGGCGAGGGAGGAGAUAGGCUGAAGGCUAUGGUGGGGUCCAUCUUUGUUGAUGUGAUCAAGACGUGUCUGAAGGGAACAGAGGCCCUUGGGGUGGGAUCGGGGGAUUCCGAAUGGGAAGCCAAGAUGCUCAACGAUGCCUUCUUCGACAAGGUGCUUAGACCACUUGCGUCCUGCAACGCGUAA